AUGCCAGCUGAUAUAAGGAGCUUUUUUGGUGGUAAGGGGAGCCAAGGCUCGAACCCUUCUCCUGCGAAACCUGCCGCAAAGAAAGAGGCCCCAUCUCGGAACAAGCGGACCAGAAAGGUUGUGGAUGACAGCGAUGAUGACGAGGUAGUCGAAACUAAAGCCCCGGCUCCGAAGGUUAAAGCUCCAAGCAAAUCGAAGGCCGAAGCACUAGAAGGGGAGGCAACAACGACGUCGGACUACUUUGCCUCGAGUAAGAAGAGAGGACGGCCUCAGAAAACCGCUUCUGAACCGCAACCAUCUAAGAGCAACGCCGCUGCAAACAAGACCGAGAGCCCCAAGGCCGCGAAGAAAGCGCCAGAGCCAAAAGUUACCACCAGGAAUACUCCUCGCAAGGACACGAAACGUAGUACUGCGAUUCUCGAUGACGAAAAGCUAGGGGAUGACGAUAUCUUCGCAACCGAGUACAAAAAGGGAGGCAAAGGCGAUGAUGACUACAAGGAGGAAGAUGCCGAAGAGAGUGACGAUUUUGAUGAGCUCCCAGUGAAGCCAGCAGCCGCUCGGGGCAGACAAGUGGCGACGAAGCGCUCGGCUCUUGAUGAAUCCGACGACGACGUGGUUAUGCAAGAUCUUCCCGAGCGCCCUGCCAAUCCCGCAACUCCACGAAAGCAACGAAAGCGGAAGUCUGAGGCCGUAAACGAGGAAGACGAUGUUGAUUUCCAGGAACCACCGAAGAAGACUUCGACUACCGCCAAGGCAAAGAAAUCAAGACCAGCCCCGGCAAGAAAGGAUCAGUCAGAGAGCAAAGAGAUUCAAGAUAUUUUUGACAGCAUUCCACAGGUCAAAGCUCCGUCGCCACCACCAGAUACCGGUGACAAAGCAAAGCCGUUCGCAUUCGGUGGACAGCGAUCACGAUCCCCUGGUGGUGGAGGAGCCACGAUACCCUCGGGAGCAGAAAACUGCCUGGCCGGGUUGUCAUUUGUCUUUACAGGUGUUCUGGAAACUCUCGGCCGUGAGGAAGGCCAGUCGCUAGUGAAGCAAUAUGGUGGUAGGGUUACUGGAGCUCCUAGCUCCAAGACAAGCUACGUCGUCCUCGGAAGCGAUGCUGGGCCGAAGAAACUCCAGACGAUUAAGAAGUUCAACCUGAAGGUAAUCAAUGAAGAAGGGUUGUUCGAGCUUAUUCGCCGGCUUCCUGCGAACGGUGGCGAUGGGAAAGCGGCCGAAAAGCAUGAAGCAAAGAAGCGGGCUGAGGAAGGGAAGGUUCGCGAGAUGGCAGCUGAAAUUGACAAAGAAGAGAAGCGCAAGAGCGCCGGGAAACCAAAACCAAUGGUCAGCAAGGGCGCCCAAGAUAGCACAGCACCCGAGAUUGACGAUCGCCUCUGGACUGUCAAAUAUGCCCCAACAUCUUUGAGCAUGAUAUGUGGUAACAGAGCUCCCGUCGAGAAGCUUCAAGCCUGGCUUAGAGACUGGCGGAAGAAUGCCAAGGCAGAUUUUAAGAAACCAGGCAAAGACGGCACUGGAAUUUAUCGAUCUGUCAUGAUUUCUGGACCUCCAGGGAUUGGUAAAACUACUGCGGCACAUCUUGUCGCAGAGCUUGAAGGGUUUGAUGUCUUAGAGACGAAUGCGAGUGACACGAGGAGCAAGAAGCUCAUUGAAACAGGCCUUCGCGGGGUUCUCGAUACAACGUCUCUUCAAGGUUAUUUUUCGACCUCGGAUAAAAAAGUUGAGCGUGAGAAGAAAAAUAUGGUUCUGAUUCUGGACGAGGUGGACGGCAUGUCGGGGGGCGAUAGGGGAGGUGUGGGAGCGAUGGCUGCCAUUGCGAAGAAAUCCCAAAUACCGCUCAUUCUCAUUUGCAACGACCGAAGACUUCCUAAAAUGAGGCCUUUUGAUCACGUUGUUUUCGAUAUUCCUUUCAGACGCCCGACCGUUGACCAGAUUCGAUCUCGUCUCUCAACCAUCUGUUUCCGAGAGGGGCUGAAGAUUCCUCCCCCAGUCCUGGAUAGCUUGAUUGAGGGAACACAUGCGGAUAUCCGACAGGUAAUCAACAUGUUGUCGACCGUCAAACUAGACCAAACAGACCUUGCCUACGACCAAGGGAAGCAAAUGGCGAAGGCCUGGGAGAAACACAUCGUCUUGAAACCGUGGGAUAUUGUUGGCAAGAUUCUCAGUCCCCAGAUGUUUUCUCCAAGCUCGUCCGCUACACUCAACGACAAGGCUGAGCUAUACUUCAACGACCAUGAAUUCAGUUAUCUGAUGCUCCAGGAGAAUUAUCUUAGGACACGGCCUACACGCGCGAACAACUACCAAGGCAGAGAGCAAAAGCUGAAAUUGCUUGAGCUAGCGGACAAUGCAGCCUCGAGCUUUAGCGAUGGAGAUCUUGUUGAUAGGAUGAUCCAUGGCAGCCAGCAGCAAUGGAGUCUGAUGCCAACACAUGCUAUGUUUAGUUUCGUACGUCCGGCAAGUUUUGCUUACGGUAACAUGAUGGAACGCCCUGCCUUUACCAGUUGGUUGGGGCAGAACAGUAAGCAAGGCAAACUCUCGCGUUACGUGAAGGAGAUCCAAGGACGCAUGCGGCUUCGCGCUUCCGGCGAUCGUCACGAAGUCCGACAGCAAUAUAUUCCGCUCUUGUGGGAUAAACUUGUCAAGCGAUUAAUGGCCGAUGGCAAAGAAGCAGUUGACGACGUGAUUGAUUUCAUGGAUAGCUACUUCCUUACUCGGGAAGAUUGGGAUGCGUUGGUUGAGCUGGGACUUGGUCCAAUGGACGAGUCUAAAGUCAAGCUCGAUACACAGACCAAAUCUGCCUUCACUCGGCUCUACAACCAGCGAACACACCCCCUACCAUACAUGAAGGCUAGCAAUGUUGUCGCCCCCAAGAAUGUGCCGAAGGAGAAACCAGAUAUUGAAGAUGCCAUCGACGAGUCAGACGAUGAGGCCCUUGUCGACGAAACCAAGGAUGAAGAUGAGAACGACGAGAUUGAUCUCAAGAAAGACAAGCUUAUUCGUAUGCCCAAGAAGUCCAAAGCCAAGACCAGCACGGCGAAGGGUACGGCCAAAGGGAAGGGGAAGACGAAGAAGGCUAGCGAGGACGAUUUCAUGGAGGAUGACGAUGAGGAGCUAAAGCCUAAGAAGGCCAGAGGCAGGAAACCCAAAGCGAAGGCAUAA
Aspergillus calidoustus is the source of this 3159-nucleotide messenger RNA. Lineage: Eukaryota; Fungi; Ascomycota; Eurotiomycetes; Eurotiales; Aspergillaceae. The record is from the annotation of a GenBank genome assembly.